UACCCUCAGCCUGAAGUGGCAGGGAGGCGCCGCCGCAAAAAACCCCACCGGAUCCGCCGCUUCCUCCGCCGCGGUGGCGCUCGCCGCUCGCCGCUAGCUCUCGCGUCGCCACCGUUUAAUCCUCGCUUCCCCCCACCCACCACCGCGGCCGCCGCUUUGCUGCAGAAUCUCAAUCCCCAUGGCUCUUCCACGAGGCGUCCGCUCCCCCAAGCCGAUGGCCGCCGCCGCCGCCUCCGCCUCGCCGCCGCAGCCGAGGCCCGGGCACAUGCUCGUGCUCGGCACCGGCUUCGUCGGCCGCUACGUCUCCCAGCGCCUCCUCGCGCAAGGAUGGAGGGUGUCCGGGACGUGCACCAGCCCUGCCAAGAAGACGGAGCUCGAGAUGCUGGGCAUGGAUGCUUCGAUCUUCGAUGCCACAAGCAGCAGUCUGACAAAUCUCCGGUCUUUGCAAGAUGCAACUCAUUUGCUCAUCUCCAUUCCACCCAUCCCGGGAAUUGGUGAUCCUUUGCUUUCUUCACAUUCCAACCUGCAAACUACACUAAGCAAUAGUAACCUUCAAUGGCUAUGUUACCUUUCUUCAACAAGUGUGUAUGGUGAUUGUGGUGGUGCAUGGGUUGAUGAGGAUCAUACGGUGAAUCCGAAGACCGAGUCUGUGAAAUUAAGAUAUGCUGCCGAAAAAGGAUGGUUGAAUGUUAUAGAUGACUUAGAUCUAUCAGCCUUUGUAUUUCGUUUAGGUGGAAUAUAUGGGCCAGGAAGAAGUGCAGUGGACACAAUAGCCAAGAGCAAAUCUUUGUCACGAAGACAGAAAUCGAGGGAAUCCAAACAGUACACUGCACGAAUUCAUGUGGCUGACAUUUGUCAGGCUAUCCUGGCUAGCAUGAGCAUCAGAAGUGCAAGGAGGAUAUACAACGUAGUGGAUGACGACCCUGCCCCAAGAUCUGAGGUUUUCGCAUUUGCUCGGAGCUUGGUUGAGAGGAAGCAUCCUGGCCUGAUAAUGGAUUCUGUAGUACUACCAGCUACUCAGGACAGAAUCGUAGCUGCUGAGAAGCGGGUCUCUAAUGCUCGGCUAAAAGAGGAACUUGGUGUAAAGCUUCUUCACCCAACCUAUAAAUCAGGCCUGCAGAGUAUUUUGGAUUCUUGGAGUGUCGAAUCUUCUUUUUCAAAUAGGAAUGUUGACGUUUAGCAUGUGUAUAUAACUAUGUGAAUUGUUUUGAUUUUGUGCUUUGCUGGAACUAUGAACCCAAAAAAUUAUAUAUUCCAUUAUGUCCUCUUCCAUUCGAGUGACUGGUUCUGGGCAUAUACUCUA
Molecule: messenger RNA, 1303 nt
Organism: Oryza sativa Japonica Group (Japanese rice)
Lineage: Eukaryota; Viridiplantae; Streptophyta; Magnoliopsida; Poales; Poaceae
Source: RefSeq, a predicted model, not a curated record